Messenger RNA from Esox lucius (northern pike), 2291 nucleotides. Its product is annotated as vesicle-associated membrane protein-associated protein B. Lineage: Eukaryota; Metazoa; Chordata; Actinopteri; Esociformes; Esocidae. Gene Ontology annotation, cellular component: endoplasmic reticulum membrane; plasma membrane. Bases 210 to 947 code for a protein of 245 amino acids. Gene Ontology annotation, biological process: endoplasmic reticulum membrane organization. The transcript has 6 exons. Gene Ontology annotation, molecular function: FFAT motif binding. The record is from RefSeq and is a predicted model, not a curated record.
CACACUGAGUCCUUCCUGCUCGCUCGCUCGCUAGCUUAGCUUAGCUUAGCUUCAGCUGUUGUUGGCAGUCCAAGUGGUGCAUUUGUCAUCCUCUAGGCUAUCCCUUACCGAAGUCGAGUCGUGUUCAGGAGCUUUUCCAGUAGCCAUAAUAACAAGAGCUGCGACUUAUACCGGUAGUUAUAUCAGAAAGGCUUCCGAACCUCUGGGAUAUGGCCAGACAAGAGCAAGUCCUCCAGCUUGAGCCACCACACGAACUGAAAUUUAGAGGUCCAUUUACAGAUGUCGUCACGGCUACCCUAAAGCUAAGCAACCCAACAGAUAGAAAUGUGUGUUUUAAAGUGAAGACGACAGCGCCUCGUCGAUACUGUGUCCGUCCAAACAGUGGCAUCAUUGACGCAGGCACCUCCAUCAAUGUAUCUGUUAUGCUACAGCCUUUCGACUAUGAUCCUAAUGAAAAGAGCAAACACAAAUUCAUGGUGCAGUCCAUGCUUGCUCCCUAUGACAUGACUGACAUGGAUCAGGUGUGGAAAGAAGCAAAGCCGGAGGAGCUGAUGGACUCAAAGUUGAGAUGCGCAUUUGAGCUGCCGCUAGAGAAUGACAAAACUCAUGAGAGUGAAAGCCACACAAAUGUGUCCUCUACCCCCAUAAAGUCAGAGCUCUCCUCACUCCCUAAGUCGGCCAGCUCCUCCCUGGAUGACGGCGAGGUGAAGAAGAUCAUGGAGGAGUGCAAGAGGCUCCAGAUGGAGGUCCAGAGGCUACGUGAAGAGAACAAACAGAUCAGGGAGGACGAUGGCCUGCGGAAGAGGAAGGUCACAUCCAUGGCGUCCUCCCCCCAUUCCUCAUCCUCCCAGGCCAUGAUGAAGGAGGAGGGCCUGAGUACCCGGGUGUUGGCGCUCUGCGUGCUGUUCUUCGUCAUUGGAGUCAUCAUUGGGAAAUUGGCCCUGUAGAGACAGCCAGUGGCAGCAUGCUUGGAGGACCGAUCAAAACCACAACGGGAUUUUUUUUUUUUUUUUGCAUAAUGUAAUAUCACAUGGGUUUAUUUGAGUAGUGAAAUUAUUUAACAUAAAAAAUUUGAAGGUAAUCAAGUUUAAUAAUGAAAAGAACAAAUCACAAGUUGUCUUGCCUUUGGAAUCACUCUCCGUCCCUCCAUCCCCAUGGCACAGGUACAGUACAAAUCAUUGUGUGGGGGAAGUGGCUACGUUGUGUUCUAGAAGUAUCAAUAAUAGCAACGUGUUCUAGUAAGGCCAAUGCUUUUCCUACUGCAGAACUAAUGUGACUGAGUUCUAUAAUGUUGUGUGAAUGUUUUAAUCACUGCUUUUUUAAGGCAAGGUCUGUACGCUGUGUGUGAGUCGAGAGGCUGCCGGUGAAUUUUAGCAUGAACGGGCGAAUUAUGUUAAUCCUGUCAUCCAACUUCCAGUAUAAAGCGGAUUUGGGCAGUAACUGAAAAUAAAAUGUUAACCAUUAUUAUGUCCCAAACAAUUUCCGAUACAAUAGGUUUUAAAUUUUUUUUGUCAACAUUCACGUUUUGCUAUUUGUUUUCAGUCUGUCACAGAAGUGUCAUGGCACUGCAGUCAGUUGGACACAUUCAUUCAGUGAGUCUCUUAGUGGAGGGCGCAGGCUGGCUGAACGUGGUCGUUUGGUGGUAGGCCCAGUCUGUGAUGGAUAUCCCUGGGAUCAGAAUAAAAUGGGUGUCAGAGUUGCAGCUUAUCCAGAUGACCUCAAAGGAAGCCCGGGUUGGGAACCCUGAGUGGUCUGAUUUCAGGGUGUGAAAAUAUGCAACAUCCAUUUCAGACUUACAGUACACUAAAAUAUACUGAUUGGUUUGGACUCGUAACACUGCAUAUAGUUCCUUAGUACUUUUUGAGUAGUGCUUUGCUGACGUUUCUUUUUGGAGUAUCAUGUAGGCAUUGUUUUGAUGCACUAUAUUCAAAUAAAGUUCUCACAUAUGUCUACUCUGCAUAGCAUGGAAAUUACCUGAAUAGUUUUUUUCCUUUGUGUUUUAAAAUGCAAAUAUUAGUCUCCCCAAAAGGGACCAUCUCGGGACUAGCUUUCGGUUGGGGUGAUUUCUUUCGUGACUUGGUUUGUAUUGUUUUGGCUGUCAAAAGAACAACCUGUCUGUAUUUAAAACCAUGUGUUUGUGUAGCCCGAGAGGCUUUGAUUGUGGGUGACUGGAUGGAGAAAUGAGCUGUAAACACUACGUAAAAUCUGCAACAACGCUUCAGACCAUCGCAACAUGUAACCACAACAAUUGGAUACUGUUUUGUAUGUACAUAAAUAAACAAGUAAAUAAU